AUGAAACGCCGCCAGAUCAUUCCCAAACGAAAGCCAAUCGUUCAAUUGGAUGAUGAACCUCGCACUAAUUACGGAUUUGGUUUUAAAUCAGUAGAUUUAGGUAGUAAAUAUGAAUGUCUGCCACAACCUCAACAAAAUGCUGCCAAUAAAAAUGCUUUGUCUGGCCUGUUCAGUCAGUACAGCCAGGACUCAGAUAAUGAUGAUGAUGAGGAAGAAGAUGAUGAUGGAAAAGUUUCCCGAAAGGAAAUUCUCAAAAAUGCUGAUUUUACUUCCAAUAAAUCCGUUACAAAACCCAAGUCAAUGGGUGAUAUUGUGAGUUUUGUUCGAGCUACAACCGACAGCCCGUCCAGUCAGAAAGAUGAUUCCCCGAUCAGUGAUGUGCCUCAUCCUGUUGUAGACAGUGGACCUCCUAAUUUGCCAUUGACAUCGAAUCUGAGCAUCAAACCAAUUGAUGAGAUCGACUCCAAGUUGCUCGAUUUCUUUGCUGAAAUUGAAUCACUGGAUACUCCAGCGGACACAAACAAGAGUGAAGUAGACACCCUUCAAAUUGCCACCACCAUAAAAAGUGAUGGCAACGAGAAGGAACUUCAAAAAUCAAAUGCAGUCAAAACUGAACGGAUUAAUUCACCAACUAGAAACGAUGAUAUAAAAAAUGGCAUUCCAACAGAGACCAACAAUUUGAAACAUGAACAUGGUAGAUCAAUUGUUGGUGGUGGUGGUGGUGGUGAUGGUGGUGUAGUUCAGGAUUGCCCUCCACCUCCUCCUCCCAAACCUCAGCUUCCACAAGAGCCGACAUGUGAUUGGCAGGCAGUGCUCGACGACAACACCAACUGUUACUACUAUUGGAAUGGAAUGACAGGUGAGUCGAGGUGGGACAUCCCGGCUGAGUACUCCCAGUUCCUCCUGCUCUAUCGGGAAUAUGAAGCCAGCGUUGCUAAGUUUGAAGCUGACAUGCUAGCUUGGAAGCAGUGCCAAGAAAAGUAUCAAAAGUACUGUAACAGCCGAGGGAUAACUUAUUCAGCAUCUGGUGAACAAGCUGAAGGGAGCAAAAAAGACAAUACUCCUGCUCUUGCUAAUAACAAUAAGAGUGUCGUUACAAACAAAUGUAACGGUAACGUUGGCACCAGCACCAGCAACUCUAAGAAGAGCGUAGCAUCUCUUGUUCCAUAUAACAGUUUCAUAGAUGAUGAUGAUGAAGAUGAUGAAGAUGAUGAUAAGAAAAAGGAAAAUGCCUGCAUUAAGAAAGAUAGCGGAGAUGACAAACGUGAUGUGAGGAUGGGUGUCGAGGAUGUUUCAACAGCCAAGAAAAGAAAGCAUGACUCAUUAGAUACUGACGAUGAUCAUAAUCAGCAACGUCGACGAGGUUAUGAUAAUGAUAUCGACCAACAACAACAGAAUUUUUUGAAGAAAAUCAAAAAGUUUAAACAAGAUGAUCUUGUUCAACAUACAAUUGACGGUGAGAGUCUUUUUGUGAUUUCGGACGAUAUCACACAUGGAAUCAGACAAUUGGAGGAAGUGUUUAGCCUGUCGUCUGAGAUGCAAAAAUUAGUUAACCAGUUGAGUUCCGAUGUGUCAUCACCGUCAUCAUCGUCGUCAUCACCAAUGCAUCUACUCAUUAAAGUUCAGACAAGGAUUGAAGAUUGGAGAUCAGGCCAGCUGAACAUUAAUUACCUGCUCACCAAGUUGAGGGAAUCAUACGAAGAACUGUUAAAACUGCAGCAGCAGCAGCAACAAAAUCAAAAGCAACAACACAAGCAACACGAUCAGACACCAAAAGAAAUGCAUCAGAGUUUUGAAUUGGUUAAUGAUCCCAUUUACAGACGAAAAAGAGUGCUUUCACCUUCAAAUGGCACGAGAAACAACAAUGAAGACGUUUCAACAACUGAUAGCAGCAAUGAUCCCUUACCUGUUGCCGGGUGUCAACCGAAUGAUGAUGAUGACUUCAACAGCGAAAGGGACGACGACGACGUUGUUAAGACUGCACACUCCAGUAUUGACGUCACUCAAUCGCAACCCCCUCUUCCAUUAUGUGAACUGCCUACUCCUCCAUUACCACCUCCUGAUUCACCCAACCUAUCACAUCAGUUUGCUACUGAGGGCAGCAUGGAUGGUGUGGAUGACGACGAAGGUGAAGUUGGCGCCGGUGAGAGUAGUUGUACGAUUAUUGGACCUUCACUUCCGAAACAUUUUCAAAUGGCUGCCGGUGAAAGGGAGUUGUCGUCGUCACCACAGCCACCACCAACGUCAUCAUCGUCGAAAAAUGAUGAUGCAGCUGAUGAUGGUGACGCAUUUUAUCAUCGCCUACAUGACAACGGUGAUGAUGAUAAUAACGACGAUAACGACAAUGAUGAUAAUAUGGGGGAUGGCAAUGCUGGUUGCGUUGAUGCUGAAUCUGUUGUGACGUCAUUAUCGUCUCUCCAGACAGAAACACUAGCAAAUCAUGAUGAUGACGCUGAUACUUCAACUAGUAAGAAGACGAAAAAGAGAGCAAAGGCCCUGACUUCAAGUGGAUUGUCUUUGAAGAAAAAGAAAGUGGAAUCUUUAGUGGCCAAGUGGAAGAAAGUGGAGAAGGACGUUUCAAGAGAGGUGGAGAAGGAAAUGAUCAAACAGCAGAAGAUUGAGUCGAGGCUUCGUGGGGAGACCAAUCAAUAAUUUUCAUUACAACUCUUUGUCUCCUUGUCUGGUUAACAAGUGUUCACACCAUUCAUUUGUUUCAAUUUAUGCUGAAUUAAUUCAAUGAAAUGAUCAAAUUUGAGUUCACAAGAUAUAUAUGUUCAUUGUAAAAUAACUUCUGACAUAAAAACCAAUAAGAAUUCUGUAAAUGUUGAUAUUUGGUUGAUUUAAUUUUUGUUGAAAAAAAACUUUGUUUUUAAUAAAAAAAUUUAAACUAC
Helobdella robusta is the source of this 2891-nucleotide messenger RNA. RefSeq lists its product as hypothetical. Gene Ontology annotation, molecular function: protein binding. The coding region runs from base 1 to 2652 and encodes 883 amino acids. The transcript is spliced from 14 exons. The record is from RefSeq and is a predicted model, not a curated record. NCBI's taxonomy places the organism in Eukaryota, Metazoa, Annelida, Clitellata, Rhynchobdellida, Glossiphoniidae.